AAGCGCGUUUGAGCUACACAGUGAACCCCAAAAUGCUUCUGACAUUUAAAAAAAAUAAGGGAUUGCUUGAAUGCUGUGGAGAAAGGCAAAAAGUUCUGUUUGAGUUUGUGUCUGAUGGGUAAUUUUGGUCUUAUGCUGGUGAAGAGAUUUAGUUUAGGCUUGAGGGAACACUGAGCUGAAAAGUGUUUUAUUUUGUGCAUCUGUGUCAACAAAUGGAUUUCAAGUUUUAUCAGGUAUAACAAUCCAAAUGCACCAUAAUUCAAAACAAAUUCUGCUGCAAGAAAAGUGCAUGUCAGCCUGUCAGCCUCAGAAAACCAAAUGACUUCAGCUGUGAAAUGAUGUUUCUUGUUUCCAUGACUGAAUGUGUUUUAAUUUGUUGUUGACUAAAAUUUGUAGAACCACAGUGACAGCAUGCCAGUAAUCCUAAAAAUUAUGCCUCUGCACAUAUAAAUUGCAACAGUAAAUACAUUUUGUAUGAAACAAAACUGCCAAGAUGUUUUAAACCAUGAAUGUUAGAGCUCUGUAACAGUGUCUGUUGUGCAGUUUGCAUGGACUUCAUAGAAACAUUUAUUGCACUUGUGCUGGGAUGAAACAACUUUUUAGAAUUAUUCUUUUGUCUCUCUCUGUUUUCAGGCUGAUUGAACUAAAACCUUAGACCAAGAGGGUUUUAGGAGGAAGGGAGGAUGGACAACGUCUCCUCACACAAACACUUUAUCCUCAAUGGCUUCAAUGAACUCGGAGCACUGAGGCCCGUCCUCUUCAUCCCAUUCUCCAUCAUGUACAUUGCGUCAGUGUCAGCCAACUCCCUGCUGCUGUACAUUGUCAUUUCAGAGAGAAGCCUCCACUCACCGAUGUACAUCCUCAUCGCUGGCAUGGCAUCUGUGGACCUCAGCUUCCCACUGGUCUGCAUCCCCAGCAUGUUGCUGGGCCUCUUGUUUGACUGGAGGGGGAUCUCUCUGGGCGGCUGUCUGGUUCAGAUGGAGUUCAUUCACUUUGUGGGAGCUUUUCAGUCCACGUUUUUGGUAUGGAUGGCACUGGACCGCUACUUCGCCAUCUGCACACCACUUUACUACCAUGAACGCAUGGCAAUACCAAGAUUUCUCAAGUUUGUGAUCCCAUUUCUGAUCAGAAACUUCCUUCUGAACACUCUGAUGGUGAGUCUGGCAGGAACAUUGUCAUUCUGUGCUUCAAAUGUGAUGAACCACUGUUUCUGUGAGCACAUGGCCUUGGUGGAGCUGGCCUGUGGAAGCACAGCCAUCAACAACCUAGUAGGUUUGCUCACAGCCGCCUUCAUCCCUGUGGCUGACUUCCUCCUAAUCACUGUUUCCUACAUCAUCAUAUUCAGCUCUGUGCUGAGUUCUGGCAAAACAGGUGUCAAAGCUCUUCAUACCUGUGUCACUCACAUUGUGGUCAUCAGCGUCAGCCUGACUGUAGCACUUACUGCCUACCUAUCAUAUCGGUCCAAAAAUGGUUUCCCUGCAGUUGUUCGUGUUUUCUUCAGCAUCAUGUACCUGCUGUUUCCAAGCUGUUUCAAUCCGAUCAUCUACGGCAUGAGGACCACUGAGAUACGACAACACAUCCUGAAGACACUGAUGUGCUGUGGCUUUGUCCAAACUCUGAAAUUUUAGUAAGAAACAGUUAA
Lates calcarifer (barramundi perch) is the source of this 1642-nucleotide messenger RNA. RefSeq names its product olfactory receptor 52K1-like. The record is from RefSeq and is a predicted model, not a curated record. Lineage: Eukaryota; Metazoa; Chordata; Actinopteri; Centropomidae. Bases 684 to 1628 code for a protein of 314 amino acids. Gene Ontology annotation, molecular function: G protein-coupled receptor activity; olfactory receptor activity. Gene Ontology annotation, biological process: G protein-coupled receptor signaling pathway. Gene Ontology annotation, cellular component: membrane. The transcript has a single exon.